Arachis ipaensis is the source of this 897-nucleotide messenger RNA. The record is from RefSeq and is a predicted model, not a curated record. NCBI's taxonomy places the organism in Eukaryota, Viridiplantae, Streptophyta, Magnoliopsida, Fabales, Fabaceae.
AUGGAAGAAAUCAGAAAUGUGAAAAAGGUCUUGGAUGAGAAGUUUAAAAUCAAGGAUAUCGGCAGAUUGAAGUACUUUCUAGGACUGGAAUUUGCUCACAGUUCAAAAGGAUUGGCAAUUUGUCAACGCAAGUACACAUUAGACCUCUUAGAAGAAUUUGGUAUGUUGGGUGCCAAGCCAGCAAGCACUCCCAUGCACUAUUCAGCUGCCCUCUCCAAGAAUUCAGGGAUGAAGUUGAGUGAUUCGCUAUGGUACAGAAAACUAGUUGGCAAGUUAUUAUAUCUCACCAACACUCGACCAGAUAUUUCGUAUGCUGUAGGAUGUUUGAGCCAAUUUCUCGACUGCCCCACUGAUCAACAUUUUCAAGUAGGUCUCCAUGUGCUUCGGUAUCUCAAGGGUGAUUCGAGUUCGAGUUUGUUUUUUGCCAAAGACAAUAACUUGAAACUCACAGGGUUUGUUGAUUCAGACUGGGCAACUUGCCUAGAUACUAGAAGAUCGCGCAGCAGGAAGCAAACUACUGUCUCCUGUUCAUCAUUAGAUGCAGAAUACAGGGCAAUGAGCCAGGCAACUAGAGAAGGACAAUGGCUAGUGUAUCUUCUGAAAGAACUCCAGGCUGAGCAUAAGACACCUUUUAGUCUCUUUUGCGACACUCAAUCCACUCUUCACAUAGCUGCAAACCCUAUCUUCCAUGAAAGGACAAAGCAUUUGGAAGUAGACUGUCAUUUGGUCAGGGACAAGACUCAAGAAGGAGUGGUGAAGUUGCUGCCCGUCAAGACAACUGAACAAACAGCAGACAUUCUUACCAAAAUUUUAUCUCCGACUCCCUUCAACACGUGUCGGAGCAAGCUAGGAUUAUUAAAUCUCUAUAUUCCCAGCUUGAAGGCGGGUAUCACAUGA